Messenger RNA from Synchiropus splendidus (mandarinfish), 2179 nucleotides. It is a transcript of the gene c4h6orf62, whose product is annotated as chromosome 4 C6orf62 homolog. Lineage: Eukaryota; Metazoa; Chordata; Actinopteri; Syngnathiformes; Callionymidae. The transcript is spliced from 5 exons. Bases 1248 to 1940 code for a protein of 230 amino acids. The record is from RefSeq and is a predicted model, not a curated record.
UAAACAGAAAAGGAAAGGCAAAGAAGAGCUGUCAGCGCUCAGCCAUUUUGGGGCAGGCCGUUGAUCGUGCAGCUUUGUGUUGCGAUUCUUAGCUCCUGAAACACACAUUGAAACCAAACGCAAACACGUUGGACGACGCGUCGUUAAACAUGGGUCCACCGGGAGACAGAACGCGCCACACGUCGACUGAAAGAACUGGGGACUCCAGCUGGGUGGUCGAUUUAUCUUGACAUGGCUUAUGCCGCAGGGCGAGCCGUAGCUUGUGACGACGGAAGAAAAGAAGACACGCAGCCAAACAUCUCCGAACUAGAGUCGCGUGAGGGAGAGAUUCGCACCGGCGUUCUGGUCGUCCAAACACUUGUCCGACUGCCAGUCCGUGUUUGAUUUGUUUUUGUGGAAGUAGUUAGCGAGACACCGCCGAAGCUAAGACACGCUACGAUGCUGCGCUCAGGCAGAAGCUAGUGAGAGUCGGGCCGCAGGUCACUGACACUGAAAGAUGACGACACGUUAGCCAGACUACUUCGGAUAGGACUCUUAACCUCGAUCCGCCAGGAAAUAAGAUGUAGCUGCGCAGUUGGUUCACUACUAGUUAGUGUCGGAGGCUUGCUAGCUCACCUCGGCUAGUGUGCUAAAAAUAGCCCGCGUCAUGACUCGCACGAGUGACAGUGGUCGUGUGCCAAGCGAUUGGCAGUGAAAGUCGUGAAAAUGUCGCAUUUUACUGCGGUCUUCGGUGUUCUAACCCGUGCCAACAUCUCCCUGGCAUUUGUAGCUAUCGGCCAUGUUCGUCCAUAUUCCCACGCUGUCCGUAAGAUCGCCUUGAACCCAGUCUCUGCACAGGAAUGGACGCAGCCACGGAUGAGGGAUUCUGAUAAUAUGACCCAUGGUGUGAAGCACUCGGCUGCUUAGUCUACGCAAUUUAUGAGCAAACACAUCAGUUGUUUUAGUUUCAAACGUUUCACUGACCAGACGCUGCCACGUUGAUCAGUCCAGGACAGGUGGGAGCUGUUUUUGCACUUUUUUGAUCUCAGAAAUUGGCCAAUGGUUUGUUGAUCGGUCUCCCUUGUCAACACUGCCAUCCAUUUGAAAAUGACGUGAGUUUAUUUCUACAUCCUUAGUGGUAAGUUAGUUCAUCUAAAAGGCCUAGAUUAUCAGACGUGUGGGUAGUCUGCGCCAUCCUCGCACUUUCGAACACAUCGGUAGAACGUGGACACAUUCCUCUGUCCUGAGAAGACAAAAGCAGUCCAAAGAUGGGGGACCCAACUUCACGACGAAAUCAAACAAGGAAUCGACUUCGAGCUCAACUGCGGAAGAAAAGAGAGUCUUUGGCCGACCAGUUUGACUUCAAGAUUUAUAUAGCCUUUGUUUUCAAAGAUAAGAAGAAGAAGUCUGCCCUCUUUGAGGUGUCUGAAGUGGUGCCUGUGAUGACCAACAACUAUGAAGAAAACAUCUUAAGAGGUGUGCGGGAUUCCAGCUACACUCUGGAGAGCUCAAUAGAGCUCUUGCAAAAAGAUGUUGUGCAGCUACAUGCCCCCCGCUACCAGUCAAUGCGAAGGGAUGUGAUAGGAUGCACCCAGGAGAUGGACUUCAUCCUUUGGCCGCGCAAUGAUAUUGAAAAGAUUGUCUGUCUGCUGUUCUCCAGAUGGAAGGGGGCUGAGGAUGAGCCAUUCAGGCCUGUUCAGGCCAAGUUUGAAUUUCACCAUGGAGACUAUGAGAAGCAGUGCUUGCUCGCGGUGAGUCGCAAAGACAAGGCUGGUAUGGUCAUGAACAACCCAAAUCAGUCUGUGUUCCUCUUCAUGGAUAGACAUCAACUACAGACUCCUAAAACCAAGGCCACCGUCUUCAAGUUGUGCAGCUUGUGUCUGUACUUGCCCCAGGAUCAGCUGACCUGCUGGGGUGUGGGAGACAUCGAGGACCACCUCCGGCCCUACAUGCCUGACUAGGGCGCCCUGCUCCUCCCACACAGAACAACACCCCAACCCUGCUCACCUAAACCUACCAAAUUGAUGUACUCCACCUGUUUUCCUUUGAAAGAUUUGAACUUGUGCUUGGAUCUUUUUUUUUUUUUUUUUGUUCCCUGCUUGUUCCUUCUUCACCCUUAUCCCCUUCAAGUCCUCCCUGCCAUUUUUUUGGAUUGGUUCCGCUGUUCCCCAUUUGAAAUCCCACCUCAUUCUCAUUUCCA